AUGAUUGAACGGGCGUGGGAUCUGGGAAUCAAUAGCAAUGGCAGGGCCGAGACUGGCGGGAUAAGAGGCACUAGGAAGUAUAUCGGGACAUCUGAGGCUCAAGCUCUAUUUUUCAGUCUAGGAAUCAACUGUGAGCCAGCGGCCUUCAGUCCUACCGAGGAGCGAUCAGCAGAAGAGAUAUUCAUGGAAGCGGUGGGAGAUUAUUUUCUUCAGGCGCAUAACUUAUCGACCGAUGAAAAGGUUCUUAAAACUGAUCUACCGCCUAUCUACUUCCAACAUCCAGGUCACUCCCUUACAAUCGUGGGAUUUGAGCUCCGGAAAGAUGGCUCGACGAACCUUCUUGUGUUUGACCCAAUGUUCAAAACGUCUCCAGCCAUACAACGAUUGAUUGGCACAAGGGUCAGCUGCCCAAACCCGGAGCGAAUUUUGAGAGCACAUCGAAGAGGCACACACUAUCUGCGACGGUAUAAAGAGUUUGAAAUUCUGAAGCUUUUACCACCGUGUCAUACUCCUGAAUCAAUGGCAAACGGGUAG
Uncinocarpus reesii 1704 is the source of this 534-nucleotide messenger RNA. RefSeq lists its product as uncharacterized. NCBI's taxonomy places the organism in Eukaryota, Fungi, Ascomycota, Eurotiomycetes, Onygenales, Onygenaceae. The coding region runs from base 1 to 534 and encodes 177 amino acids. The transcript has 5 exons. The record is from RefSeq and is a predicted model, not a curated record.